Molecule: messenger RNA, 618 nt
Organism: Drechmeria coniospora
Lineage: Eukaryota; Fungi; Ascomycota; Sordariomycetes; Hypocreales; Ophiocordycipitaceae
Product: SNF7 family protein
Exons: 3
Coding region: 1-618 (205 amino acids)
Biological process (GO): vesicle budding from membrane; late endosome to vacuole transport via multivesicular body sorting pathway
Cellular component (GO): ESCRT III complex; multivesicular body
Source: RefSeq, a predicted model, not a curated record
AUGGGCGGCAACGCAAGCAAGGUCACGGCCCAGGAUAAGGCCAUCCUGGACAUGAAGAUCCAGCGUGACAAGCUGCACCAGUACCAGCGCCGCAUCACCGUCCUCACCGACAAGGAGACGAGCAUCGCGCGGCAGCUGCUCGCCAAGGGCGACCGGAGGCGGGCCCUGCUGGCGCUGCGCAGGAAAAAGUACCAGGAAUCCUUGCUCGCCAAGACGGACGCGCAGCUCGAGCAGCUCGAGAAGCUCACGUCGAGCGUCGAGUUUGCCCAGAUACAGCGGGACGUCGUCUUCGGCCUGCAGCAGGGCACCAGGGUCCUCGAGCAGAUUCACGCCGAGAUGGGCGGCAUCCAGCACGUCGAGAAGCUCAUGGGCGAGACGGCCGACGCCGUCGCCUACCAAAAGGAGGUGAGCGAGAUGCUCGGCGGUCGAAUCUCGAACCAAGACGAGGAAGAGGUGGAGGACGAGCUGGCGGCGCUGCAGGCCGAGAUGGCGGCCGACGGACAGCAGCUGCCGACCGUUCCAAACGCCAACCUGCCCCAGCCCAAGGGCGAGACGAUGGGGUCCGAGGAAGCAGCCGGGGAGAGGCUGCCGGAGAGACGGCAGGCCAUGCUCGCGUGA